Messenger RNA from Setaria italica (foxtail millet), 779 nucleotides. RefSeq lists its product as uncharacterized. The transcript has 3 exons. The record is from RefSeq and is a predicted model, not a curated record. NCBI's taxonomy places the organism in Eukaryota, Viridiplantae, Streptophyta, Magnoliopsida, Poales, Poaceae. The coding region runs from base 31 to 549 and encodes 172 amino acids.
GAAAUAGAUACCCUACGAUCCUAGCUAGCCAUGGCCUCCUAUUAUGCAGUAGCCGUGCUUUCAUUGCUUGCCUUUUCCAUCUCUGCAGUACGCGCGCUGGAUGAUAAGACGCUGCAAACCACCCUAUACAUAAAACAGACACCUGCCACGGACCAAAGGACUGUGGGAACUGAUACAGUCGUCAUUAAUUGGGUCAUAAAGGAUGGGCCUGCUGGGAAUACCAUCGGGCAUGCAGAGGGCCUCACGACCCAUGCCAACCCAGCCCAGAAUUUCUGGGUAACCAUAAUGGAUUUUGUGUUCGAGAGUGGAAGCCUCGCUGGAUCAACACUUAAGGUGAUGGGCCUUCAUGGGGGGAAGGUUAAUGGACCAGGCCAGUGGAGUGUUAUAGGGGGUACAAGAGACCUUACAAUGGCACGAGGUAUUAUAAAUUACAAAAUAAUCCAAGAAGACGGUGCCAGCAGGACCUUUGAAAUAUGCAUAUUUGCAUACUACACUUCAAAUUUAAAGGAAACCUUUCCGAUUCUGGGUGAUAUUGUCAAAUUCCCUUGAGACAUUGCACUUCGGACAUACAUUGAGACCAUCCUUCGCAUGUUUGUGUGUGUUGAGACGAGAUGACUACUAGAUCUACGAUCUAUUUUUUGCUUCAUCCUAAAUAAAUUAUCCGCCUAUGUAUUGUGACUUACCAACCACUCAGUUGUAUUCCAGAGAGCAUUGCAUGCAAUUCUUCGUACCUUUUUAUGUCAUGUUCUCCUUGUCGCAAAAGAUCCUAUCAUCAAUAA